Endocarpon pusillum Z07020 is the source of this 1125-nucleotide messenger RNA. RefSeq lists its product as uncharacterized. The record is from RefSeq and is a predicted model, not a curated record. Lineage: Eukaryota; Fungi; Ascomycota; Eurotiomycetes; Verrucariales; Verrucariaceae. Bases 1 to 1125 code for a protein of 374 amino acids. The transcript has 3 exons.
AUGGCGGAAAUGCUUGCAGUAUUGAAGGAGAAGUACGGGUUCUCGGCCAAACUAGGUCAGCUUCAAAGGCAACUGAAGUCUUGGAGUUCUCUCGCAGCUGCAACCAACGCUUCGCCUGGUACAGUGCAGCACACCACGAGUCAGCCAGGAGCGCAACCCACAAGGCGCAAGCGAGGUCCUCCUUCUAUAAAUGUAGGCGGUCGCAGCCAACGCAGCCCAUCCCCUGUACGGCUCGCUGACCAGCCACAACAUAUCCUCUAUCCAUGCAACACAGCAAAUCCUAAAGACGCUGCCAAAUCCCCUGGAGUGCAGCUGCACGGGUUGGCAUCCGCUGCAUCAUCUUCAGCUGUCACUUCCACUGCCCAACACCGACCCUUCGACGAAGAUGGCCCAUCGUCGCAGGCAGACCUGACGGGUCACACAGAAGUAUGUCGAAUGACCACCUCUACAGACUCUGGUCCUUCAGGGAAGUCAGAGAGCAAUGCUCAGGUGCACGAGUUUCAGUGCUCUAUUGAGCGUCAAUAUCUGAAGGAUUUCUUGCAGUAUAUACGUGGGUUGAUGCGUGAUCUUGAAAUCAUCCGAGAUCUAGAGCCGCACACAACCACGACCACUAAUAGCGAUAACAACGAUGACGCUGACAAGAAUAUGCUGCAGCAAGACCGGAGACGCAACUUUGCUGAGGCGGAGCAUUCCAAGCCCGCUGCUGGAUCUGCUCAUAAGACCAACAGCACCAAGCAGCGUUCUGACAACCCCUGGCCACCGGCGACAAUUCUAGCACAUCCCACAAGUCCUUACGAUCGGGUGAACCGGCAACAAUGGAGGUGCGCCUCGCCAACUUUGUUCUCCAUCGCUCCCUCAUCCAUCAGCGGAAUGAGCACAGUGAAGUCCACCGCGCGCCGUGCAAAACGUUGCUGCUCAGUCGAAAUUGGUCGAGACAAGGAGAACAAGGCGACCGCCUCUUUAUCAUCUGCUUUUACGAAUAGACGGCACUCAAUGUCCCCGUCGAAUUUCAAAGACGUCACCGGCAUGUCUUCUUGUCCGAGCGAUGACAACCCAAAUGUGGAUGACGUAGACCUCUGUGGUGACGGUGCCAUGAUGGAGGAGGGCUGCUUGGGGGUUCGAUAA